This is a messenger RNA of Melozone crissalis (California towhee), 4996 nucleotides long. It is a transcript of the gene LAMC1, whose product is annotated as laminin subunit gamma 1. The record is from RefSeq and is a predicted model, not a curated record. Lineage: Eukaryota; Metazoa; Chordata; Aves; Passeriformes; Passerellidae. The coding region runs from base 1 to 4803 and encodes 1600 amino acids. The transcript is spliced from 28 exons.
AUGGGGGGCGGCGGCGAGCGCUGGGCGCUGUGCCUGUGGCUGCUGUGGCUGUGGGCGCCCGCGCGGUGCGGCGCUGCCAUGGACGAGUGCGCGGAGGAGCGGAGCGGGCGGGCGCAGCGCUGCAUGCCCGAGUUCGUGAACGCGGCGUUCAACGCCACGGUGCUGGCCACGCACACAUGCGGGACGCCGGCCGAGGAGUACUGCGUGCAGACCGGGGUCACCGGCGUCACCCAGUCCUGCCACCUCUGCGACGCCGCCCAGCCGCACCUGAGCCAUGGCACCGCCUUCCUCACCGACUACAACAGCCCGGCCGACGCGACCUGGUGGCAGAGCCGCACCAUGCUGGCCGGCGUGCAGCACCCCACCGCCGUCAACCUCACCCUGCACCUCGGAAAAGCCUUUGACAUCACGUACGUGCGCCUCAAGUUCCACACCAGCCGUCCCGAGAGCUUUGCCAUCUACAAGCGCACGAGGGAGGACGGCCCCUGGGUGCCCUACCAGUACUACAGCGGCUCCUGCGAGAGCACCUACCGCAAAGUCAACCGCGGCUUCAUCCGCACCGGCGAGGACGAGCAGCAGGCGCUCUGCACCGACGAGUUCAGCGACAUCUCCCCCCUCACCGGGGGCAACGUGGCCUUCUCCACGCUGGAGGGGCGCCCCAGUGCCUACAACUUUGACAACAGCCCUGUGCUGCAGGAAUGGGUGACAGCUACAGAUAUUAGAGUGACCCUCAACCGUCUGAACACGUUUGGAGAUGAAGUUUUUAAUGACCCAAAAGUUCUCAAGUCUUACUACUAUGCAAUUUCUGAUUUUGCUGUGGGUGGUAGGUGCAAGUGCAACGGGCACGCCAGUGAGUGUGUGAAGAAUGAGCUUGGCAAGCUGGUCUGCAACUGCAAGCACAACACCUUUGGGGUGGACUGUGAGAAGUGCCUUCCUUUCUUCAACGACCGCCCGUGGAGGAGAGCGACGGCCGAGAGCGCCAACGAGUGCCUGCCGUGUGAGUGCAGCGGGCGCUCCCAGGAGUGCUACUUCGACCCCGAGCUGUACCGCGCCACGGGCCACGGCGGGCACUGCACCAACUGCGCCGGCAACACCGAUGGGCCCCGCUGCGAGCGCUGCCGCCACGGCUUCUACCGCCUGGCCAGCGAGCAGGGCUGCCUGCCCUGCAGCUGCAACCCCGUCGGCUCCCUCAGCACACAGUGUGACAGCUAUGGCCAGUGCAGCUGCAAGCCCGGAGUGAUGGGGGACAAGUGUGACCGGUGCCAGCCAGGGUUCCACUCUCUCUCCGAAGCUGGCUGCAGGCCCUGUUCUUGCAAUGCUGCUGGCAGCACAGGGGAGUGCAAUGUUGAGACAGGGCGGUGUGCGUGCAAGGACAAUGUGGAAGGAUUCCACUGUGAGAGAUGCAAACCUGGAUUUUUCCAUCUGGAGUCCUCCAAUCCAAGAGGCUGUACCCCCUGCUUCUGUUUUGGACACUCUUCAGUCUGCACCAGUGCUAUGGGCUACAGUAUCUAUAGCAUCACCUCCAACUUCGAGUUUGGAGAGGAUGAGUGGCGUGCUGAGCAGCGAGAUGGCUCAGAGGUCCUGCUGCAGUGGAGUGCUGAGACCCAGGAUAUCUCCGUUAUCUCUGACACCUACUUCCCCAUGUACUUCGUUGCACCACGCAAGUUCUUGGGCAACCAGGUUUUGAGUUACGGGCAAAACCUGACCUUCUCCUUCCGUGUGGACAGGCGGGACACGCGCCUCUCUGCAGAGGACCUGGUGCUGGAAGGGGCUGGGCUGAGAGUGUCUGUGCCUCUCAUUGCCCAGGGCAACUCCUACCCCAGUGAGAAUGUGCAGACCUACACCUUCAGGCUCCAUGAGGCUGCAGAUUACCCAUGGAGGCCUGCUCUUACAGCAUUUGAAUUCCAAAAGCUUCUCCACAACUUGACUUCCAUCAAGAUCCGUGGGACAUACAGUGAGAGAAGUGCCGGUCACCUGGACGAUGUCACCAUCACAAGUGCUCGCCCUGGACCCGGUGUGCCUGUGGCCUGGGUGGAGAGCUGCUCGUGCCCAGUGGGAUACGAGGGGCAGUUCUGUGAGCGCUGCACCUCCGGGUACCGCCGAGAGAGCCCCGGCCUGGGGCCCUACAGCCCCUGCGUGCCCUGCACGUGCAACGGGCACAGCGAGACCUGCGACCCCGAGACGGGCAUGUGCAAUUGCAGGGAUAACACAGCAGGGACUCACUGUGAGAAGUGCAGCGAUGGGUACUACGGCGAUGCCACGGCCGGCACAGCCUCGGACUGCCAGCCCUGCCCGUGCCCGGGCACCUCGAGCUGUGCCAUCGUGCCCCGCACCAAGGAGGUGGUGUGCACCAGCUGCCAGGCUGGCACUACAGGCAAGAGGUGUGAGCUGUGUGAUGAUGCCUAUUUCGGAGACCCGCUGGGCAGGAAUGGUGCGGUGAGGCCGUGCCGCCUGUGCCAGUGUAACAACAACAUCGACCCCAACGCCGUGGGCAACUGCGACCGCCAGACCGGAGAGUGCCUCAAGUGCAUCUACAACACUGCUGGCUUCUACUGUGACCGCUGCAAGGAUGGCUUCUUUGGGAACCCCCUGGCCUCUGACCCCUCGGACAAGUGCAGAGCUUGUCACUGCAAUCCGUACGGCACAGUGAAUCAGCAGACGAUCUGCAAUCAAGUGACUGGGCAGUGUGAGUGCUUGUCUCAUGUCACUGGGAGGGACUGCAGUGCCUGUGAGCCUGGAUUCUUCAACCUCCAGAGUGGACGUGGCUGUGAGAGGUGCAACUGCCACGCGCUGGGCUCCACCAGCGGGCAGUGUGACAUCCGGACGGGGCAGUGCGAGUGCCAGCCAGGCGUCACCGGCCAGCACUGUGACAGGUGUGAGCCCAACCACUUCGGCUUUGGCUCUGAAGGCUGCAAACCCUGUGACUGUGAUCCCGAGGGCUCGCGGUCGCUGCAGUGCCAGGAAAACGGACACUGUGAGUGCAAGGAGGGCUUCGUGGGGAGCCGCUGCAACCAGUGCGAGGAGAACUACUUCUACAACCGCUCCUGGCCUGGCUGCCAGGAGUGCCCAGCCUGCUACAGACUAGUGAAAGACAAGGUGGCAGAGCAACGUCAAAGGCUGCAGGAGUUGGAAAAUCUUAUAGCAAAUCUGGGUAGCAGAGAAGAAGCUGUAACUGAUGAAGCCUUCGAAGAGCGGUUGAAGCAGGCAGAAAGAGAGGUUACAGAGCUGCUCCAUGAAGCACAAAAGAGCAAAGACGUAGAUCAGGGCCUCAUGGAUCGUCUCAAAGACAUCAACAGCACCUUAGUGAGUCAGCUGAACAGGCUGAGGAACAUCCAGGGCACAGUGCAGGACACGGAGAGCCUGGCGGAGCAGGCGCGGGUGCGGGUGGAGGACACUGAGGACCUGAUCAGCAUGGCUUCUGAUAUGCUGGAGAGGGCCAAGAUGGCAGCUGACAACGUGUCCAUUACACCUCCAGAGCAAAGUGGGGACCCCAACAACAUGACUCACUUGGCAGAAGAGGCCCGAAAGCUGGCAGAGAGGCACAAAAAGGAAGCUGAUGAGAUUGUUCGCACAGCCAAGGCUGCAAAUGACACUUCCACAGAAGCAUAUCAACUGCUGCUGAAAACCCUGGCUGGAGAAAACCAAACUGCAGUUGAUAUUGAUGAGCUCAACCAGAAGUACAAUCAAGCAAGGAAUAUUUCUCGAGACCUAGAGAAACAGGCCACCAAGGUGCUUGCGGAGGCAGAGGAAGCUGGAAACAGAGCCCUACAGAUAUAUGCUAACCUCACCAGCCUGCCUACUGUGGAUUCCACAGGGCUAGAGAAUAGAGCAAAUACAAUCAAGAAGGAAGCAGAGGAACUGGAUCAACUAAUUGCCAGGAAGCUAAAGGAUUAUGAGGACUUGAGAGAAGAUAUGAAAGGAAAGGAACUUGAAGUAAAGAACCUCUUGGAGAAAGGGAAGACAGAGCAGCAGACUGCAGACCAGCUCCUGGCUCGAGCAGAUGCAGCGAAAGCCCUGGCUGAAGAAGCUGCUCGGAAGAGCAGUGGCACACUACAGGAGGCCAAUACCAUUCUCAGGAACCUGAAAGACUUUGACAAGCGGGUGAACGAUAACAAGACGGCGGCCGAGGAGGCGCUGAAGAAGAUCCCUGCCAUCAGCCAGACCAUUGCAGAGGCCAACAACAAGACUCAGCAGGCAGAGCUGGCACUGGGCAACGCUGCUGCCGAUGCCCGUGAGGCCAAGGCCAGAGCAGAUGAUGCUGAGAAGAUUGCCAGCUCUGUUCAGAAGAGUGCUGCUACUACCAGAGCCGAAGCCGACAAGACCUUUGCUGAUGUGACAGGACUGGCCAGGGAGGUGGAUGACAUGAUGAAGCAGCUGCAGGAUGCAGAGAAGGAGCUGAAGAGGAAGCAGGCUGAUGCUGAGCAGGAUAUGAGGAUGGCAAAUGAGGCCUCACAGGCUGCCCAGGAGGCAGAAGACAAUGCAAGAAAAGCUAAGAACUCUGUGAACAGCCUGCUCACUGUCAUUAAUGACCUGUUGGAUCAGCUAGGGCAACUGGAGACAGUGGACUUGAACAAACUGAAUGAAAUUGAAGGUACCUUGAACAGUGCCAAAGACCAGAUGAAAGACAGUGACCUGGACCAGAAAGUGUCUUUCCUUGAGAGAGAAGCCAAGAAGCAAGAUGAUGCCAUACAGGCCUACAACAGGGACAUUGAAGAGAUCCUGAAGGACAUUAGCAACCUGGAAGACAUCAGGAAGACCUUGCCAUCUGGCUGUUUCAACACCCCGUCCAUUGAGAAGCCCUAAGGGUGUGCUGGGGGUGGGGGGAAUCGCCCUGGUGAGUGGUGGUUCAGCCAUGGAGUGCCUUAACACACAUUGCCUUCUCCAAAUCCCCAACUCUGCUGCUCGCAGCCACUGUUUCCUUUCAAAUCAGCAUAAGUUGAAAGUUUUGGGGGUUUUUUGUUGGUUUUUUUUUAAUGUUUUGUUUUGUUUGGGGAGU